Lodderomyces orthopsilosis Co 90-125 is the source of this 819-nucleotide messenger RNA. Its product is annotated as GTP cyclohydrolase I. Gene Ontology annotation, cellular component: cytoplasm. Gene Ontology annotation, molecular function: GTP cyclohydrolase I activity; zinc ion binding; GTP binding. The record is from RefSeq and is a predicted model, not a curated record. Lineage: Eukaryota; Fungi; Ascomycota; Pichiomycetes; Serinales; Debaryomycetaceae. The coding region runs from base 1 to 819 and encodes 272 amino acids. The transcript has a single exon. Gene Ontology annotation, biological process: tetrahydrofolate biosynthetic process; tetrahydrobiopterin biosynthetic process.
AUGUCGGAGCAUAAGGACAAUGAGAAUCACAAUCUCAAGAGGGAACAUGAAUCUGUUAACGGUACCCACUCUCCUAGACCUGUUGUCCAACCAAAGAGAUCUAAACUCAUUACAUCAUCACAUUUCGAUCUUAACUCACCACUACAAACUAGACCAGCAUCACCUUUGAUCCUUAACCCACCAAUAGACUCAGAUGGUUUAUCAUGGCCAUCACAUGGCGCCAGGUCGCGUAUCGAUCAAACUCCAGAAGAAGCAGCUGAACGGGAAAAGCGUAUUGCUGAUGCUGUGCGUACAAUCUUGACGGAAUUAGGUGAGGAUACAAAUCGUGAAGGGAUUUUAGAAACGCCUGAAAGAUAUGCUCGUGCCAUGUUGUUUUUCACUAAAGGUUACGAGGAUAAUAUUCGUGAUGUGAUUAAACAUGCAGUUUUUGAGGAAAACCAUGAUGAAAUGGUGAUUGUUAGAGAUAUUGAAAUAUACUCUCUUUGUGAACAUCAUUUGGUUCCAUUUUUUGGUAAAGUACAUAUUGGUUAUAUUCCCAACAAGCGGGUCUUGGGGUUGAGUAAAUUGGCGAGAUUAGCUGAAAUGUAUGCAAGAAGAUUUCAGGUUCAAGAAAGAUUGACUAAACAGAUUGCCAUGGCGUUGAGUGAGAUUUUGAAACCUCGAGGUGUAGCUGUAGUUAUGGAAGCUACACAUAUGUGUAUGGUGAGUCGUGGUGUACAAAAGACUGGCAGUUCAACUACUACAAGUUGUAUGCUUGGAUGUUUUAGAGAUCACCAAAAGACCAGAGAAGAAUUUUUGACCUUAUUAGGAAGAAAGUAA